AUGUUUUUCAUUCGUAAGCGGUACUUUGGCUUUUCCCAUGGGUUGGGCGUAUCGGGCGCGAUCCAGAGGCGGCUGUUAAAGGAGGCCCCCAACUGCGCCUUCCAGAGGAGACCCUUCAGCACAAAAAACUUCUACGAAAUAUUGAACGUCCAACGAAACAGUAGUAAGAAUGAAAUAAAGCAGGCGUAUCGAAAGUUGGCCCUGAAGUAUCACCCAGACAGGAACCCAAACAAUCGAAAAGAAUCAGAGAAAAUGUUCAGAGAAAUAACAGAAGCAUAUGAGACGUUAAGUGAUGAGAAUAAAAAGCAGAUGUAUGACAGUCAACUGAAUAGUGGCUUCUCUUCUGGCCACUUUGGAAACAACUACGCUAACACGAACAGCAAUGGUGGAACAAAUUACACCUACCAGACGAGGAGAAUGAGCGAUGAGGAAAUUGAAAAGGUUUUCAAGAACGUCUUUGGCACGAUGAACCUAAAUGAUCUUUUUAAGUCCAACGUUUUUGGGGAGGGCAACUUCCCCCCUAGAGGAAUGGGGAAUGAUUUUUUCACAAAUUUCGGAGCACCUGGAUCCUAUCGGAGCAGCAGUGACAAUAUUAAACAGACGAACAUAAAAACGGAGAUCAUCCCGAGAGGAAACAAAAUAAUCGAAAAGACGACCAAAAUAAUUACCUACCAUAAUGGGGUGGUCAAGCAGGAAAUCACCGAGAGGGAAAUUAGCGGCAACAGCAAAGAGUACGAUGACAUGUCCGACUUUGGCCUUUUCUACAAAAGUAAUAUUAACGUGGAUCCCCGUUCCCGUCGAAGUGAAUUCAUAGAUUAUGCAAAAAGCGACAAAGGAAAAAAACUGGUGAAACAAGUUGCACGAUAUGGAUAUGGGAUUAUUUCCAUUGCCGUGAGAAGGAUCCUUGUAAAUAUUGUUAUACAGGUUAUUAGAAGGAUCGUUCAGGGCGUCAUCCACAUGCUGCGGCGUAGGUGA
Plasmodium coatneyi is the source of this 975-nucleotide messenger RNA. RefSeq lists its product as uncharacterized. NCBI's taxonomy places the organism in Eukaryota, Apicomplexa, Aconoidasida, Haemosporida, Plasmodiidae. Gene Ontology annotation, cellular component: nucleus; cytoplasm. Bases 1 to 975 code for a protein of 324 amino acids. The record is from RefSeq and is a predicted model, not a curated record. The transcript is spliced from 6 exons. Gene Ontology annotation, molecular function: protein-folding chaperone binding; protein folding chaperone.